AUGUUCAGCGGUCCCGUCACUCCCGAGGAAAGAUAUGAUCCGACAGAACCUCCUCUGUUGGAAACAACUGUUAAAUUUCUCUUGAUGGAUAUACGAGGCAUGAAGAUGGCCGUGGCCGUGGAGGAUCCUCGAUUCCUGCUGCAGCACAGCGGAUACACUACAUAUAGUACCGGCAAGACUAGGACGAUGGGGCACGUUGAGUUCAGUAUCGCUCCGAGAACCCAGGAAACUCGUCCCCGCGUUCGAUACUACAUUCGAUACUGUUGCAACAAGGCAAGGUGGAUCCUAUCGUAUGUUAUUCUUGCUCCCGGCGAGCCACACCCUCUGGACGCAGAUGUGGCUAGUGCCAUCAGUAUUGUCGGCCUGGCCUCGCAGGAUCCCAAGGUUGUACUCCGAUUCGGGCAGCCCCCCUGCGCUCCUUACGUCAGGUUCAGAUGGUCGCCUCUCUCGAGGAGGCCCAGCGGUGUUUUCCGAUGUGUCAAUGAUGGGACUAUGAUCAAGGUCCCACACGGAGAUCCUGAGGUUACGCGACAUCAGUUCUUCGUCCUGGGCCUCCCUCUCAUCCGCAAGUUCGCCUGGAAUCCCAAGACGGAGCUCGACUUUACAAAGAUUGCGGGACUCAUCUGCCAGGACGAGUACGAAAGGUUGAUGGCACUUGAAUCAUGUCCUCUCGAGCGCAAGCCCUCGCCGACGGGACGUACCCGCGAACAGUUAGAGGAGGAGGAGAAGGAGCAGUUGCUGGGGGAGCCGGUGAGCUUGCUUGCUGCUUCCACUGGGAGCAAUACACCACUACCACCCGUCACGCAUGAGCCGUUGGGCCCGACGUUACCGCCCAACCCGCUCUCGUCGACAGCUGCGGUGGCCUCAACUGCCCCUCCGGCCACAAGGAGUAAAGGCACUCUGACCGAAUUUUUUGAGAGAGUCGGUGUAACUAGACCACUCACUCCCAAGAAGGCCGAAACCCCCAAAGUUACGAUAACCGAUUCGGACGGACAAAUCAUGGAUCAUAUCGACACCGUCGAUAACGACAAAGACAACGAGCGUUCCAAGACCCCCAAACAUCCGCUCCUCACCAAGCGUAGCCUGUCGUGGUCCGGAAAGCUGAGCAUGAUGGAGGAAAAAUUGGAGAAGUUGGCCAUUGACGCUGGUCAGGCUGGUUUUAUGAGACUCUCCCCGAAGAAGAGCGAGUCCCUGCCCGAGAACUCUCAGCGUCUCGGAGUCUCUGGACCGAGAGGAUCUCAGACACAGCCCGAGAUGGAACCACCAAUGACGCCGAAGAAGGAGGAAGCCGGUUUUCCGUGGCUCUCCCCGAAGAAGACCAAGGCCUCGAGCAGCUCCGACAAUGUCGACAUCCUAGGCACUGAACAUCAAAUCGAGAUGGUACCUCCCAUGACUCCGAAGAAGAGGGAGCAAGCUGGUUUCCCAUGGCUCUCGCUGAAAUCGAAUCAGGCCUUGAGCAGCUCCCAGAAUAUCCAUGUCUCCGUGCUCAGCAGAGAGCAGGCCCAGCUCGAGAUGGAACCUCCGUCGACUCCAAAGAAGGAUCGUGUCUCCUUCCGUACACCAUUUUCCCGUCGGGACACAAAUACGGACAAGGUCAACAAUAAGGAGAACGAGGGCAAGGAUAAGGAGAACAUCAACAGGAAAGGGAAGGGAAAGGCUGUUGUGGAGAGAGGCGACGAUUGGACGGGCACGGGGAAAGAGAACGUCAUUAUGCGCUUCAACAGUUCCCCUCUCAAUGAUCUUGUCCCGGAGAGAUUCCCUAGGGAUAUAGGCGAGAGCUCUCGACACCGGCAGACUGAAUACGGAAAGAAGCCCGAGUCAAUUGCCGACCGUUUCCGGAGUCGAAUGGGGAAGAACUCCGUCAGCAACGCCGGACAGAGGGCGACCCGAUUCGUGCCUGGCACAACUAUCCUGGAGGACGAAGCUUGGAUUCGGGCUAACGAAGCCAUUACGACCAUAACCCUAGAGCCUAGCCGCCCCCUUGAGCUAUCGCCGUUUGCUCUGAGACUCGAGGAUGAAUUGCGUCGCGAGAGACAGGAAGCGAAGCGUCAGGAGGACAUGCGCCGGAAGGCACUGUUACGUGUAAAUGGCCGGUCGAAUGCUAGGAGAGGAAAGGUCGGUCAAGCCGCCGUUGUCGCUCCUGACCGUGCUACGUCCCUUUUUGGAAUGCCUGAGCCCGUCACUCCACCUGAUCCAGCAUAUAUCGACAAGGUCUACGACCGCAUUCAGAUGCACAGCAUGACCUCCGCGAUGAGGAGAGAGUUAGGCAGGGAGGAUAGGAGGGAAGGCGAGCCCCAGGAGGAGCUUGAUUGUUCCUUGAUGACCGAGGAACAGGUCUUCGAUGCCAAGGUUGGAGGAAUCAAGAACUGGGCCCAGUUUCCGCCGGUUCAGGUCGCGAGCGAGUUCAUUCCCGAGUCCAAGAAGCACUGGGAUUGGAGCGCUUUGGAUUCGCACGGACGGGACCCUUUCGCCUCGGUCGCUGGUGUCCAGGAGCACCUCCAGGAGGUAGGAGCCGACCUUGACCUUGAGGACCUGGCCACGUUCUGA
Molecule: messenger RNA, 2547 nt
Organism: Tricharina praecox
Lineage: Eukaryota; Fungi; Ascomycota; Pezizomycetes; Pezizales; Pyronemataceae
Exons: 2
Coding region: 1-2547 (848 amino acids)
Source: RefSeq, a predicted model, not a curated record